Molecule: messenger RNA, 2172 nt
Organism: Eurypyga helias (sunbittern)
Lineage: Eukaryota; Metazoa; Chordata; Aves; Eurypygiformes; Eurypygidae
Gene: GTSE1
Product: G-2 and S-phase expressed 1
Exons: 11
Coding region: 1-2172 (723 amino acids)
Cellular component (GO): cytoplasmic microtubule; microtubule cytoskeleton
Molecular function (GO): microtubule binding
Source: RefSeq, a predicted model, not a curated record
AUGGACGAAGGAAAAGAAACGGUGGCACUUUGCUCCAGUGAUGUGAUUGAAGAAAAAAAGGGCAUUUGCAUGAACAAUGUUUCAGACUUAACUCUUCUGACUGAUGAAAAGUUUGAUUUUGACCUUUCACUCUCUCCAGCAAGUGGAGAUGAAGAUGAAGUUUUUGUUGGACCUUUGGGGCACAAAGAAAAAUGUAUUGCUGUCAAUAUUGAAACAAACAAAAGUGCUGAAAAAAAGAGUGCACCUGCUUCUGAUGAUAAACUGAUGUGGAGCCCACUUACAGGAGAGAAAUUUGUGGAAAUUUUCAAAGAAGCUCGUUUGUUAGCACUGCAAAUAGAGACUGGAAGCAAGAAUGAACAGACUAAAAUAAGCCAGUCAGAAGAACAGGAAAACAAGAUUAUAGAAAAAUUUGUGGACGACUCGAAGUCAAAAUUGAAAAUACUGAGAAACCAAAAUAAAGAGACAAGUCCCAAGGCUGUUAAAAGGGAGACAUACUGUGUGCAGGAUAGCCCAGCAUGUCAGCUGCCACCUUGUUUUCAGAAGGAGUCUGAUAACCUUUUGUCAGGUGAUCAAACAAUUGUUCUUAGUAAUACUCCUCCAAAUAUCAGCCCUGUUAAAAUCUGUGUAUCUCCUGCAACAAUUGCCAGUUCACCUCUGACACAAGAACUGAAAACUAAGGAAAGUAAUGUGAAGGCAAAUGGCAAACUGCCAGUGGUGAAACCUUCAUCUACUCUUGGAAAAAACCAUUUGUUGACUAUUGAAAAGCCCAAACCAGGAAAACACACUAGUAUUUCAACAAGAAGAGACUUGAACAGCAUAGGAUCAUGUGAAGAUCUAAUUUCUGAUAAGUACGCUUCUGCUUCAGAUGUCUUUGAGUCUUCGUUUGGUGGCAGUUCCUCAGCACAAAACAAAACAGCCCUCCCUGCACUAAGUAAGCCUGGCUUAAAGAAGAUAACACAUCUGAAACUUCCUGGUGUUGCCAGUGGUCUCACAAGAAAGACUACAUCAUCAGUUUCCAGCAUGAACUCAAGUCUGAAUUCAAGUCUACCCAUUUCUCCCAUAGGAAAAAAUGGAAAAUCCAGCAUGUCUUCAAAAGCCAAUGUGAGUGGUGCUAAGCUCUCAUCUAGCACAAACAGGCUGGCCCUUGUCAGACCUACCAGAGUGUCAACUCUGCAAGCUGCUGAUACUGAGAAAUCCAAGAAGCAAGCAAGAUCAGCUAGUACUCCCAAAACAUCUAGUGCUGUAAGCUUGGUUAAAUCUUCAGCUUCUGCAACAUCAGCUGAGGCUGUAGGCAGUGGAAUUCAGAGGCUGAGCUCUGUUCCCAAUCUGCAGAAGCUAUGCCAGCAGAAUAAAGAUGGAAGUGCAGCCAAAGGAAGUCUGUGUCCAAAGCCCAGGGCUAGAGUUCUGUCUGUUCCUACAAGUCAAACUAAGGUUCCAGUGAAGACUGGAGAUACACCAUCAAACAAAUCAGCACCAAAAGAGCCACUGUCUCUUGGAUUAACAUUUUGUGGCACACUUGGAAGUGCCAUGGCAGUCAGCACUCCUGUGAAAAUCUCAGAACAUGGGACCUUUCAGAAUUCCUGUUUUCCUGAGAGGUCUGUCUCCAUGACUCCCGCCAGUCUGAGGCGGUCUGGCUUACCUACACCCAUUCGUCGUAUCUCAGGAUUUCCAGCAGCGACUCCUAAAACUGCACCGAAAAUGGCAUUUUCUCCAUAUGCUGCAUCUGUUUGCCAAAGUUCCAGCCUUUCUAUGAAAAAGACUCUUAGAGCUGGUUCUAAACAGACAAAAGAGAGUAAGACACAGCUGUCUUCAGAAGAUGAUGUAUCUCCUCCACCUGUGCUACCUCUUGCACUUAACUUCUCUCCAGAAAAAACUGCUGCAGAAGUAGUAGUAAAUGAAUUAAAAGAUGAUGUACAAAAUCCACUGGCUGAAAAGAAACAAACUGAGGCUUUACUGGUAGACAUUGGAGUAGACAAAUCUCUCCCACACACUUUGGAAUGUGACAGUAGACCUCUGAUUGACCUUUCCAAUACUCCUGAAGUGAGUAAGAUCACCCCUCUAAAGCCUAUAUUGGCAGGGCAGGUAAAGCUAAUUGAUUUGAGUUCGCCUCUUAUCACUCUGAGUCCUGAUGUAAACAAAGAAAAUCUGGAUUCCCCUCUACUCAAGUUCUGA